AAACAGUAGCUCUAGUCCAGUGGAAUACAUUACAGCGACCUGUCUCUUUAAAUUACUGUCAAAGCCGAUUAGCGCUGUUUUCACCGUCUGUUCUCCUCAAUCUAUUUUGGUUUUACGCUGCUACAGCCUGGACGAUAAGUCUUUUGCGAUUUUCCACUUGUAUAGGCUAUAUUUUUCUCGCCAUUUGGGAUGAUUUGGAUCCCCUUUCUAAAAAGUUUGAGCAUGAGAUGUGGGAUUAUUUAUUUAUUUCUGGCCUCUUCGCGGCGCACAGAGUGGACCGGACUCAAAUUCCCCCCCUGCGCGUCUGUGGUGAAUUUGGAUUAGCGCGCUCUCUCCUCCGCAUCUACUUUCUCUCUCCUAUCCUGUCCAACUCUCUCCGAAAAUAUGAUAGAUAUGUCACAGAUAUGACAUCAAAAACAACGACCACUUUUUGAAAUCGACUGAAAGAGAAGGGGUCUCACGGAAAAUGCAGAAGAGCGUGCGCUAUAACGAGGGGCACGCUCUAUAUCUGUCGCUUGUCGCGCGCAAAGAGGGCACGAAACGCGGCAUCCUGAGCAAGAAGACGACGGAGAACAGUCGGUGGAAUGACAAGUACUUUGCUCUCUACCAGAAUGUGCUCUUUUACUUCGAGAACGACCAGAGCACUCGGCCCUCCGGGAUUUACUUGCUGGAGGGGUGCACGUGCGAGAGGGUUCCCGCGCCCAAAGGCGCCACGGUCAGUAAGGACAUGGUGGACAAGCAGCAGCACUACUUCUUGGUGGUGUUUGGCCAUGACGGUCAGAAGCCUCUGGAGCUGCGGACGGAGGAGGAGUCAGACUGCAAAAAGUGGGUGGAGUCUAUCCAACAGGCCAGUUACUCUGACAUCAUCAUUGAGCGCGAGGUCCUGAUGCAGAAGUACAUCCACCUGGUCCAGAUCAUGGAGACAGAGAAGGUGGCGGCCAACCAGCUACGCACCCAGCUAGAGGACCAGGACACAGAGAUAGAGAGGCUGAAAGCAGAGAUCGUGCUGUUGAACAAGGCCAAGGAGAGAAUGCUGCCUUACCAGACCAACCAGGAGGAGGAGGACCCAGACAUUAAAAAGAUCAAAAAGGUCCAGAGUUUCAUGCGAGGCUGGCUGUGUCGGAGGAAGUGGAAGAUCAUCGUCCAGGACUACAUCUGUUCCCCCCACGCUGAGAACAUGAGGAAGAGGAACCACAUCGUGUUCAACAUGGUGGAGGCCGAGACCGAGUACGUCUGCCAGCUCUCUGUCCUGGUCAACUUCUUCCUCAGACCACUACGUAUGGCUGCCAGCUCCAAGAAACCUCCCAUCAGCCAUGAUGACGUCAGCAGCAUCUUCCUCAACAGUGAGACCAUCAUGUUCCUCCAUGAGAUCUUUCAUCAGGGCCUGAAGGCUCGGAUAGCCAACUGGCCCACGCUGGUGCUGGCGGACCUGUUUGACAUCCUGCUGCCCAUGCUGAACAUCUACCAGGAGUUUGUGAGGAACCACCAGUACAGCCUGCAGGUGCUGGCCAACUGUAAACAGAACCGGGACUUGGACAAGCUGCUGAAGCAGUAUGAGGCGAACGCUGCCUGUGAGGGACGCAUGCUGGAGACCUUCCUCACGUACCCCAUGUUCCAGAUCCCUCGUUACAUCAUCACUCUCCAUGAGCUGCUGGCACACACGCCUCAUGAGCACGUGGAGCGCAAGAGCCUGGAGUUUGCCAAGUCCAAACUAGAGGAGCUGUCAAAGAUGAUGCAUGAUGAGGUGAGCGAUACAGAGAACAUUCGUAAGAAUCUGGCCAUCGAGAGAAUGAUCGUAGAAGGUUGUGACAUAUUGCUUGAUACCAGCCAGACCUUUGUCAGACAGGGCUCUCUGAUCCAGCUCCCAUCCAGCAGUGAACGGGGCAUGCUCAGUAAGGUCCGUCUGGGCUCUCUGUCCCUCAGGAAGGAAGGAGAACGACAGUGCUUCCUAUUUACGAAACACUUCCUUGUCUGCACACGCACCUCCGGGGGAAAGCUGCACCUGCUCAAGCAGGGUGGGGUGUUGUCUCUAAUAGAAUGUACCCUUGUAGAGGAGCUAGAUGCCAACGAUGAGGACUACAAUGCAGGAGGUCAGGGCUUCAACCACCUGGAGUUUAAAAUCGUGGUGGAACCCCCUGAUGGCCCCGCCUUCUCUGUCGUCCUAUUGGCUCCCUCCCGCCAGGAGAAAGCUGCCUGGACCAGUGACAUCAGUCAGUGUAUAGAUAAUAUCCGCUGUAAUGGCCUGAUGACCAGCGUAUUUGAGGAGAACUCUAAAGUAACUGUGCCGCACAUGAUCAAGUCGGACGCACGGCUGCACAAAGAUGAUGUGGACAUCUGCUUCAGCAAGACGCUCAACUCCUGCAAGGUCCCCCAGAUCCGCUACGCCAGCGUGGAGCGGCUGCUGGAGAGACUGACGGACCUGCGCUUCCUCUCUAUCGACUUCCUCAACACCUUCCUCCACACGUACAGGAUCUUUACUACCGCUGCUGUGGUCAUGGACAAACUGGCCGACAUAUACAAGAAACCUUUUACCUCUAUACCGGUCAGGGUUCAGUAUCACUCCUCCGAUCGUCUGUCCAUCACGUCUCUCUGUCCUGACUACAGUCUGAAGAUCACACGGCUUGCUCUGGACCAAAAAGAGUCUCUGGAGUUGUUCUUUGCCACCAACCAGGGGACGUGGGGAGGCGAGCACCUCAACAACAAAUCUCCCCGUCUCUGUCGCAAGUUCUCCUCUCCUCCUCCUCUCACCAUCCCCUCCCGCACCUCCUCCCCGGUUCACUCCCGCAAACUCUCCCUCUCCUCGCCGGUCUCCUCCAAGGCAGGGAUCCUAGACCUCUCCACCCCUUCCUCCUCUGCUGCUAACUCCCCCACUUCCUCUCACCCUCCCUCCAUCUCCUCUCCCCCUCCCAAUGCCACCAGGCCCCCUUCAGGGUUUUCCUCCCCUCCUCCCAAUGCCACCCGGGCUCCAUCUGGGUUCUCGUCCCCCCCUCCCACCUGUACGCGGGCUCCCAGCCUGCCAACAGUCCUGGGGGUCUCCACCUCCCCUCCCACCACCACAAAAGCCCUUCUAGAACUGAGCCGCCCCACCUGUUCACAGGAACCUGUCCCCCCAACGCCGGAAGAGGGAGGAGACAUGCCGCGCAUCGACGCAUUCUGUGGAAAACUCAGACGCAGCAUCCGCAGGGCUGUUCUGGAGACGGUUUCUCUGGAGAAGUUCCUCCCAGAGUCUAACCCUCAAGUCAGCGAGGACCGAGUCCCCCUGACAGAGUCCCCCUGUCGCUCCCCCUCUACACCCAGACACAUGCGAUACAGACAGUCUGGAGGUUCCACGGGGGAAAACAAUCGUGGUACUAUGUCACCAGCCUCAGCCUUCGCUAUUGCCACGGCAGCCGCCGGACACGGCAGUUCCCAGGGUUUCAAUAAUAGCGAGAGGACCUGUGACAAGGAGUUUAUCAUCCGUAGAGCUGCUACCAACAGAGUCCUCAACGUACUGCGUCACUGGGUCUCCAAGCACUCACAGGACUUUGAGAUGAACAGUGAGCUGAAGGUGGGUGUAAUGACCCUUCUGGAGGAGGUGCUAAGAGACGCAGACCUGCUGCCUCAAGAGAGGAAAGCCACUGGAAACAUUCUAAGUGCCCUUUCUCAAGAUGAACAAGAGGAUGCUCAACUCAAGAUAGAAGACAUCCUACAUACGGCGGAGUGUCCCAAAGCAGAGUGUUUUGAGUCUCUGUCUGCGAUGGAGCUGGCUGAACAGAUCACCCUGCUAGACCACAUUGUGUUCAGGAGCAUCCCUUACGAAGAGUUUCUGGGCCAGGGCUGGAUGAAGCUGGACAAGUCAGAGAGAACUCCAUACAUCAUGAAGACCAGUCAGCACUUUAACGAUAUGAGUAACCUGGUAGCGUCUCAGAUCAUCGCCCAUACAGACGUGGGCUCCAGGGCUAACUCCAUAGAGAAGUGGUUGGCGGUUGCUGAUAUCUGUCGCUGCCUCAACAACUAUAACGGCGUUCUAGAGAUCACCUCAGCUCUCAACCGUAGCGCCAUCUACAGGCUGAAGAAGACAUGGGCCAAAGUCUGCAAACAGACCAAGUCGUUGAUGGACAGGCUGCAGAAGACAGUGUCAUCAGAGGGCCGGUUCAAGAACCUGAGAGAAACCCUGAAAAACUGCAACCCUCCCUGUGUGCCCUAUCUGGGGAUGUACCUGACUGACCUGGCCUUCAUCGAAGAGGGAACGCCCAACUUCACCGAGGAGGGACUCGUCAACUUCUCCAAGAUGAGGAUGAUUUCUCACAUCAUCAGAGAGAUCCGUCAGUUCCAGGGUGCGCCCUACAGGAUAGAGCACCAAGCCAAGGUGACUCAGUUCCUGCUGGAUAGGACUCUGGUGAUGGAUGAGGACACGUUGUAUGAGCUGUCCCUGAAGAUUGAACCCCGCAUCCCUCCUGGCUAAACACACAGAAACAGUCGGUCUCAAUCCAGCUGCAUCAGACACUUAGUAGUUAGUGUUCUUAUUGUUGUCUGCUUGGUAACUAUGGAACCAGUGGACGGGAGAGCCCUGAGAAUCACCCGGUUAAGGGUUCCUCUUACUUUAUCACCAUUGCCAAUGAUUAUGCUUAAGAACUCUGGUGAAGAUGUGCCUUGCUUGUAAAUAUGUACAUAUCAAGAUUUAGUAAUACGCUGUAAAGUGUGUUUAUAACAGGUUAUAAUGAUUUCCUGAUGAUCUUGCAUGCAUUUCCAUGUAUCCAUUUCCAUUUGCUCUGAAAAAGGCAGGUUUGGCUGUAACUGAUUAGGAGAGACGUCUAGCUUGUCGGACUAAUGGCAUCUGUGGGCAAACGAGUGGGGAGGAACAGUGGCGGUCACUAUAUUGCCCUCUACUGGUGACCAGCCUCAUCAAAUAGUGAUGACAUUCCCCAGAGGUUUUUGCACUUCCUUGAAGACAUCUUCAUGGGUCCACCCGAACCCGAAUACCCGAGACCCGACCGGGUUCAAAAUUCAAUAUUUUCCCUCGGGUCCGGGUCGUGUCCUGUCUGAUUGUCAUCAUGUUUGAUUGUCAUCGAAACCUAUUCUGUUAACCAGAAGACGAACUUGGAAGAUAAACAUAAUUUUUGUUGUCACUCGGGUCCAAUCGAGUCCAUCUGUGUCUGUUGAACAAUUACCUGAUUGGUUCCGGCCUUGUUCCUGUUGACACACACUGAUGAUGUAAGCAUGGACUUAACAUCCUGUCAUUUAGCAUGUAUAUUUACUUACUUAUGUAUUAAGCAUUUUAAACAUUGUUUUACUUCUGUCUGUUAUUGUAUUCACACUGGACACUGACAUCAAUUCAACAUCUAUUCCACAUUGGUUCAAGGUGAAAUGAGGUGGAAACAACAUUGAUUCAACCAGUGUGCCCUGUGGGUUCUCUGUGUGAAGGUUUUCAACUGUUAUUUGUUACAAGAAACAUUUGAAGAACAUGUAAAGGCAUAUGAGGAGCCACUUUUCUCAACCGUGUAAUUUUGCACAAUUCUAAUAUACUGUAGCUAAUUCUCCCCAGAGCCAGACAGUGUAUAAGAGAAUAUACAUGUACAGCUUUACCUUUGCCAGUCCUGACCCAAAUUGCAGUUUCAGAAAUGUUGUUCAAUCAAGUGUAACAUGUCUGUUUUGUGAAUGACGACAUUCAAGUAAAGGGACUUGACCCAAACGGUUGUUAAAGUUUA
This is a messenger RNA of Oncorhynchus keta (chum salmon), 5687 nucleotides long. Its product is annotated as ras-specific guanine nucleotide-releasing factor 2-like. Gene Ontology annotation, biological process: positive regulation of GTPase activity; Ras protein signal transduction. The record is from RefSeq and is a predicted model, not a curated record. NCBI's taxonomy places the organism in Eukaryota, Metazoa, Chordata, Actinopteri, Salmoniformes, Salmonidae. Bases 467 to 4444 code for a protein of 1325 amino acids. The transcript is spliced from 25 exons. Gene Ontology annotation, molecular function: protein binding; guanyl-nucleotide exchange factor activity. Gene Ontology annotation, cellular component: plasma membrane.